UUCAGUCUUUGGUUCGUUCGCGUGCGGAGGCGCUGUCGGGUUGCACGGCGGUUACGCUGCGAAUACGACGUAGGGGGCUUUGAAGAAUCUGUAGGGCGGCGGCGGUAGGAGCAGCAGCAGCAGCACCCGCAGCGGCCGUCGCAUCGGGAGGGAGGGGGCCGCUCGUUCGCUCCGCGCCGCCACGGCUGAGGGGGAACGACGGACGUCAGCAGCCGCAGCCGCCAUGGUAGCUCAACAGAAAAACCUUGAAGGAUAUGUGGGGUUUGCAAAUCUCCCCAAUCAAGUUUACAGAAAGUCUGUGAAGAGAGGGUUUGAAUUCACACUCAUGGUAGUAGGUGAAUCUGGACUGGGAAAAUCAACACUAAUCAACUCAUUAUUCCUGACAGACUUGUAUUCUCCAGAGUAUCCAGGACCUUCACAUAGAAUUAAAAAGACUGUACAGGUUGAACAGGCAAAGGUUCUAAUUAAAGAAGGGGGUGUUCAGCUGCUACUAACAAUAGUUGACACACCAGGAUUUGGCGAUGCGGUGGAUAAUAGCAAUUGCUGGCAGCCUGUUAUUGACUACAUUGACAGUAAGUUUGAAGACUAUCUCAAUGCAGAGUCACGUGUGAACAGACGACAGAUGCCCGACAACAGAGUGCAGUGUUGCCUAUACUUCAUUGCUCCUUCAGGACAUGGACUUAAGCCUUUGGAUAUUGAGUUUAUGAAGCGCCUACAUGAAAAAGUGAAUAUCAUUCCACUUAUUGCCAAAGCAGACACACUUACACCCGAAGAAUGCCAACAAUUUAAAAAACAGAUAAUGAAAGAAAUUCAAGAGCACAAAAUUAAAAUAUAUGAAUUCCCAGAGACGGAUGAUGAAGAAGAAAAUAAGCUGGUUAAAAAGAUCAAGGACCGUUUACCUCUUGCUGUCGUAGGUAGCAAUACUAUCAUUGAAGUCAAUGGCAAGAGAGUGAGGGGAAGGCAGUAUCCUUGGGGAGUGGCAGAAGUUGAAAAUGGUGAGCACUGCGACUUCACAAUUCUCAGGAAUAUGUUGAUAAGAACUCACAUGCAGGACUUGAAAGAUGUCACUAAUAAUGUCCACUAUGAGAAUUACAGAAGCAGGAAAUUGGCAGCUGUUACAUACAACGGAGUGGACAACAACAAAAACAAAGGGCAGCUAACAAAAUUUGACACAGUUGAAGGCAUGAGCCCUCUGGCACAAAUGGAAGAAGAACGGAGAGAGCACGUGGCAAAGAUGAAGAAGAUGGAGAUGGAAAUGGAGCAGGUCUUUGAAAUGAAGGUCAAAGAAAAAGUUCAAAAACUGAAGGAUUCUGAAGCUGAGCUUCAGCGACGUCAUGAGCAAAUGAAAAAGAACCUGGAGGCCCAGCAUAAAGAACUGGAAGAAAAACGCCGCCAGUUUGAAGAUGAGAAAGCAAACUGGGAAGCCCAGCAACGUAUUUUGGAACAACAGAAUUCUUCCAGAACUUUGGAAAAGAACAAGAAAAAAGGGAAGAUAUUUUAAAUACACUUACUAACCGCCGGUUAUGUAUUAGUUGCCAAUGUUCCAGCCUGGACAUCCGUGUGUGUUGGAUCUGUUUGACCAGCCUUGCACCACAGUUGUAUCCAUCUCUAUGGAUUUAACAGCAUGACAAAAAAUUUUGUUUGUUUUAAUUUUGAUGGCAAUGGAGAUGCCUUGAAUUGUUUAGGGUAUUGUAUACUUAGGAAAACAAAACAGCUCUAAGUACCCUUUUUAAGAAAAACAAAUUCAUCUUAAUGCAAAAGAACAUUUUACUGUUGUACAAUCAUGUUCUGGUGGUUUGAAUUGUUUACAGGAUAUUCCAGUAUACAAGGACUUGGGAAGGUUUUCCGUAAGGAUACAUUGCCAUAACUAUGCUUCUAUUAUUAAAUAAAAAUUCCAUUCAGUGCAACAUAUAUAAUAAUGUAAUUUAGUCUAACACAGUGGACCCUAUUUUUGACACUUCCAUUGUUUAAAUAUGCAUAUGGAAAGACAAACCUAUAGGCUUAUGGUACACCUAAAAGCUUUUUUAUAACAGCCUCUUUUUUUUUUUUUUUUGGAAUCUUUAAAUAUAUGCUAUUCUCAUUUAGUAACUUCUUUAGCCGGAAGAAUUUAAUUACUGUUUCAUUUUUGUAAUAACAUAUAAUUUAGAUAUUUUCCAUAUAUUGGCCCUGCUAAAUAGAUUGUAGUUUCUUUCAUAUGGUAGGAACCAGUGAAUUAAACUUUUCCUUUAACUCCCUUUUUACAUUUUAUGGUAAGUAGCAGGAAAAUGCAUUUAUAGAUCAUUUCUAGGGAAAAAAAUGUGGAGUUAUCUACCAACAUGUUUCUACCUGUGUGCAGUCUGUCUUCUACUAGAAAUGAGAAUCAUGGCCUCUUAAGAAAAGGCACCAUUUUGCAUUUAGCUGUAUUCAUAUACUGCAUUUCUGUAUUUUUGUUUGUAUUGUAAAAAGUCACAUAAUAAACAAUGUUGUGAUGUAACAUA
This is a messenger RNA of Sphaerodactylus townsendi, 2477 nucleotides long. RefSeq names its product septin 7 (gene SEPTIN7). NCBI's taxonomy places the organism in Eukaryota, Metazoa, Chordata, Lepidosauria, Squamata, Sphaerodactylidae. The transcript has 15 exons. Gene Ontology annotation, biological process: cilium assembly; cytoskeleton-dependent cytokinesis. Gene Ontology annotation, molecular function: GTP binding; GTPase activity; molecular adaptor activity. Bases 224 to 1501 code for a protein of 425 amino acids. Gene Ontology annotation, cellular component: cell division site; microtubule cytoskeleton; septin complex. The record is from RefSeq and is a predicted model, not a curated record.